Messenger RNA from Tarenaya hassleriana, 1206 nucleotides. RefSeq names its product superoxide dismutase [Fe] 3, chloroplastic. Gene Ontology annotation, molecular function: metal ion binding; superoxide dismutase activity. Gene Ontology annotation, biological process: superoxide metabolic process. The transcript is spliced from 8 exons. NCBI's taxonomy places the organism in Eukaryota, Viridiplantae, Streptophyta, Magnoliopsida, Brassicales, Cleomaceae. Bases 77 to 871 code for a protein of 264 amino acids. Gene Ontology annotation, cellular component: chloroplast nucleoid. The record is from RefSeq and is a predicted model, not a curated record.
AUAGCCGAAGCUUGAAAAAUGCAGCAAGAGGACUGACAACAUCGGAGUGAGACAGACCGAAGAGGAAGAAGAAACAAUGGGGCCUUCAUGUGUCGCCACGACAAGCUUUUUAUCCACGGUUCCUGACCCUACUCUGCGUCUAAGAUCCUCCAAGCUUCCCCAUCUGAGUAAGGAGAAGAGGAGACGGUCCCCUGGGUUUCGUUCUGGUUUAAAGGUUGAAGCUUAUUAUGGUCUAAAGACUCCCCCUUAUCCACUUGAUGCUCUGGAACCAUACAUGAGCCGAAGGACACUGGAGGUGCAUUGGGAUAAACACCAUCGUGGUUAUGUGGACAAUCUAAAUAAGCAGCUCGGGAAGAAUGAUAUACUUUAUGGAUACACCAUGGAAGAGCUAAUCAAGGCAACAUACAACAAUGGAAAUCCUUUCCCCGAGUUCAACAACGCUGCUCAGGUCUAUAAUCAUGAUUUCUUCUGGGAGUCUAUGCAACCUGGUGGUGGAGACACACCCCAAAAGGGUGUGCUUGAGCAGAUCGAAAAGGAUUUCGGUUCCUUCACAAAUUUCAGAGAGAAGUUCGUCGAUGCAGCUCUUACUCAAUUCGGUUCUGGCUGGGUUUGGCUUGCCCUAAAACGGGAAGAGAGGAGGCUUGAGGUUGUGAAAACAUCAAAUGCACUUAACCCACUCGUGUGGGACGAUAUUCCUAUCAUCUGUUUGGAUGUGUGGGAGCAUGCAUAUUAUCUGGACUACAAGAACGACAGAGCUAAGUAUGUAAACACGUUCAUGAACCAUUUGGUGUCAUGGAAUGCUGCAAUGGGCCGCAUGGCUCGUGCUGAAGCGUUUGUGAAUCUGGGCGAACCCAAGAUCCCUGUCGCUUAGACGCCACACCAUCUUCUUCCGAGAAUGGCGCAUAUAAACAGAGCCCUGGCAUAUCCCCGACCAAAGCAUGAAGAGAAACACAUUUCUGUCUGUCCACUGCCCACGGUGGUUUUUGCCUCUGUUCCAUCAAGACAUAAUAACACUAGGCGAUCUUGAGUUGAAUCUUGGGGAGAUGAACUGUUAGAACAUAGGAGUAGGGAGUUGAAAUUAAAGUUCUUCAUCUUGUACCGUUGGUUUAUUACCGCUUGUUUGGACGUUUACCCAAUAAUUUCCCGUUCGCUUCCAGAACAGUUCUUGUAAUAUAUUUUCAUUUCAAAAUCCCAAAGAAAAAACUA